AUGCGGCCGCUUUGCCCCGCCCCGUAUCCGAGGAUACAGGGCAGAGCCAAGCGGCCACAUGGCAUAUGCGCUGUGGUUGGAAAGGGUGAGAUGGGCGAGGUGCCCACUUUGACCACUGAGCAUGCGCUAUGCAGCUGCUUGGCCCCGCCCUCUAUCCUCGAAGGAUAUGGGGCUGGGCCAAGCGGCCUCAUGGCGCAAGCGGCCACCCAUCUUGCUGUUCCUCCCCUCGGCGGGGCCAGCGCCACUUUACGGCUCGGUCCCACCGCCUGCCUUGGGAUGGGUUGCCAGAGGCCCCGGCAACCAGCCACCAUCCACAGGCGCCCUUCGGAGGAGGAGAGGCAGCAGCAGCAGGAGCAUCGCCGCCGCGCCUCCUUCUCCCGCCGCUGGGUCCCCUCUUUCCCUCUCCCUCUCGCCGCAUCUCCUCCAAGCCUCUCGGGACGAAGAGCAAGACGGGGCGGGAGCGCUGCACCUCGCGCCUCGGGAGGGAGAGUGGGAGGGAGGGCGGCCACUCUACCCCGCUACCCGGAGGCCAAGGUGUGGGCCCCGCGGCGGGCUCCGUCCUCCUCCUCCCCUCUCCCGCCGCCCUCCCUCCGCCCGCUGCGGCUCCGCUCCCCGGCCUUCGCGCUCCCGGGCGCCCGGAGAGUGGCCCCUUGCGCCCUGCCGCCGGCCCCAUGGCGCGGAGGGAAGCACCGCUUGAGCCUGCGCGGCGGCGGAGGCGGCGGCGGCGGCGCAAACGGCGGGAGCAGCGCUCUUCCUUCCCCCAGCCUGGGCACCCGCUCGCCUGACUUCCCGCGCUGCCGCUGCCACUGCUGCGAGGGGUGCAGCAGCAGCAGCCGAGGCGGCGGCGGCGGGAGUGAGGCGGCUGGAAGCGGGCUGAGGGCGGUGCUGCUGGGCCGCUUCCUGGUGCUCCUGCCCUGGGUCCUGCUGGUCCUCCUGAUGCUGGAGGCGGACGGCAGAGGCGGGCCCCGGGCCCCCAAGAACCAGCACCACCAGCAGCAGACGCCGCCGCAACCCGCCUCCUCCCUCCUGUCUGUCAUCUACGUCAUCACGCCGACCUACAGCCGGCCGGUGCAGAAAGCGGAGCUGACGCGGCUGGGCAACACCCUCCGGCAGGUGGCGCGCGUGCACUGGGUGCUGGUGGAGGACGCGGCCGGCGUCAGCGAGCUGGUCACGCGCUUCGCGGCGAGCUUGCCCGCGGCCGGCGGGCCCCCCGUCACCCACCUCCACGCGCCCACGCCCCGCAGGUACAAGCGCCCCGGGCAGCCGCGCGCCACCGAGCAGCGCAACGCCGGACUGGCCUGGGUCCGCCAGAGGCACCAGCGCCUCGGACAGGCCAAGGGCCCCCCGCCCCCGGGAGUGCUCUUCUUCGCCGAUGACGACAACACCUACAGCCUGGAGCUCUUCCACGAGAUGCGCACAACCCGCAAAGUGUCUGUGUGGCCUGUGGGGCUGGUGGGCGGACGACGGUAUGAGCGGCCAAUUGUGGAAAAGGGCAAGGUGGUUGGCUGGUACACUGGUUGGCGGGCAGGCAGGCCUUUUGCCAUUGAUAUGGCAGGGUUCGCUGUAAACCUUCAGGUGAUUUUGUCCAACCCUAAAGCUGUAUUCAGACGCCACGGAUCACAGCCUGGGAUGCAGGAAUCUGAUUUUCUGAGGCAGAUCACUACAAUGGAAGAAUUGGAGCCCAAAGCCAACAACUGCACAAAGGUUCUUGUAUGGCACACUCGAACAGAAAAGGUCAAUCUAGCUAAUGAGCCAAAGUAUCAUGCGGACAGCGUGAAAAUUGAAGUAUGAUGAAGAAGCAUAACAUGGGGUAUACCUAAACGAACAGAUGCAAUCUGUUAUGCCUCCCAGACGGUUAAAUCUUCAGACUGUACAGUUUGCUACUCAGCAACAUUCUUUACUGGUCUAAUGAGACUUCUGUCAAAUGUCUCAAGAUGUAUAUACUUUGGGGUCUCCACUUGUUUUGCAUGUGUUUAUCCAACCUGUUUUAGUAUUUUAACCAUUUAGACUUUUUUAAAUAAAUGGCAUUUGAUGAAUUGUAGUUCAACACUUAAAAAUGCUGAUUAAAAGAAACCAAUGUAAAACUUAAAUUUAUCGUUUAGAAUGGCGGCUUUCAGAUAAUGGAUGUUCAGCAUUUAUUUGUUCUUUAAUUAAAGGGUUUUAUUUUUAAGAACAGUAGUCAAAGAUCUUCUAGAAUGAAAUAAUCUUAGAAUAUGUAUGGAUUUAUUUAAUAUAGGGAAGCAACAGCUCAUCAGUACGAGGCACCAUAAAAUGUAAACACAAUUACUGGCAUAAACCUGGAUACAGCUGGAAAGACAAAAUUAAAAUAUUCAGUGGCGCAAGUUA
Anolis carolinensis (green anole) is the source of this 2346-nucleotide messenger RNA. It is a transcript of the gene b3gat2, whose product is annotated as beta-1,3-glucuronyltransferase 2. Lineage: Eukaryota; Metazoa; Chordata; Lepidosauria; Squamata; Anolidae. The record is from RefSeq and is a predicted model, not a curated record. The transcript is spliced from 6 exons. Gene Ontology annotation, molecular function: galactosylgalactosylxylosylprotein 3-beta-glucuronosyltransferase activity. Gene Ontology annotation, biological process: carbohydrate metabolic process; chondroitin sulfate proteoglycan biosynthetic process. The coding region runs from base 1 to 1791 and encodes 596 amino acids. Gene Ontology annotation, cellular component: Golgi membrane.